Messenger RNA from Aspergillus udagawae, 1968 nucleotides. RefSeq names its product putative alpha-L-rhamnosidase B. The record is from RefSeq and is a predicted model, not a curated record. NCBI's taxonomy places the organism in Eukaryota, Fungi, Ascomycota, Eurotiomycetes, Eurotiales, Aspergillaceae. Gene Ontology annotation, biological process: carbohydrate metabolic process. The coding region runs from base 1 to 1968 and encodes 655 amino acids. The transcript has 3 exons.
AUGACAUGCUCAGGGCCAGACGGCAGUGCAUUCGAAGGACCAUGGGAACAGGGCAUCUAUGCACCUUCUUCAAGGACAGUUCGUCCUAAGAAGAUUUUGUCCAUCACCAACUUGAGCCUAAACACGGCUUAUUCACAAGCAAUGCCGGCCACUCUCCAUGGCAAUGGGUCACUGGUCAUAUUCGACUUUGGUAUCGAAGUCGGCGGCAUCGUCACUCUGAAUUAUACCUCCUCAGGCAAUGGAGCAUUAGGUAUAGCGUUUACAGAAGCCAAGAACUGGAUAGGCGAGUGGUCAGAUUCGUCCAACGGCGCAUUCAAGGGUCCUGAUGGGGCACUGUACGCAAACUUCACGCGGGCUGGAAAGGGCUCGUAUACAAUGCCGAAUGAAGCCUUGCGUGGAGGGUUCCGAUACAUGACAGUGUUCCUGGUCACGAAUGAGUCUAUCAAGGUUCAGGUCGAAGAUGUGAGCUUGGAAAUUGGCUUCCAGCCUACGUGGUCGAAUCUGCGGGCCUACCAGGGCUACUUCCACUCGAGCGACAAGCUACUCAAUCGAAUCUGGUACAGCGGUGCCUACACACUCCAAACCAACUCGGUCCCAGUCAACACUGGUCGUCAAGUCCCAAUGCUGCAUAAUGGAUGGGCCAAUAAUGCAACUCUAGGCCCUGGUGAUACUAUCAUUGUCGACGGGGCUAAAAGGGACCGUGCAGUCUGGCCUGGUGAUAUGGGAAUUGCUGUUCCUUCGGCUUUUGUAAGUACAGGCGACUUGGAGAGUGUCAAGAAUGCUCUCCAGGUGAUGUACAACACGCAAAAUACGACGACAGGUGCUUUUGACGAAUCAGGGCCACCGCUCAGUCAGAAGAACUCGGAUACCUACCAUAUGUGGACGAUGAUCGGGACCUACAAUUACGUGCUAUUCUCCAAUGAUACCGACUUCCUUUCAACCAACUGGCAGAAAUACCAAGCCGCUAUGGACUUCAUCUAUGGAAAGGUGGAUAGAAAGUUGGGAUUACUGAUUGUCACUGGCACCCGCGAUUGGGCUCGAUGGCAACAGGGAUAUAACAACUCAGAAGCGCAGAUGAUCCUAUACCAUUCUCUGAAGACGGGAGCACAGCUGGCUGCUUGGGCAGAUAGCACGAGUUCUCUCGCAGACACGUGGAACACCAGAGCAGAGAAUCUCAAGAAGGCUAUUAAUCAAUACUGCUGGGACGAUGCUUAUGGGGCGUUCAAGGACAAUGCGACGGCCACGAGUCUUCAUCCCCAGGACGCAAAUAGCAUGGCAUUGCUUUUCGGCAUUGUCAACCAGACACGCGCAGCAGGUAUCUCCGAGAGGCUGACAGAUAAUUGGACCCCAAUCGGUGCAGUUGCGCCUGAGCUUCCCGAGAAUAUCUCGCCAUUCAUUUCAUCGUUCGAGAUCCAAGGUCAUUUUGCCGCCGGCCAGCCCACCAGAGCGCUCGAGCUCAUUCGGCGAAGCUGGGGGUGGUAUCUCAACAAUCCCAAUGGCACAGAGAGCACUGUCAUUGAGGGAUACCUCGCCAACGGCACAUUUGGCUACAGGUCCAGUCGCGGUUACUCAUAUGAUGCCUCCUAUGUCUCGCAUGCACAUGGGUGGUCUGCAGGGCCAACAUCUGCCCUGACCAUCUACGUCGUUGGUCUUUCCAUUACAUCGCCCGGAGGGAGGACUUGGAAAAUUGCGCCUCAGUUUGGCGAUCUCAAGUUUGCCGAGGCUGGAUUUACAACAGUCCUGGGGAAGUACAAGGCGUCGUGGAAGAGAAAUUUAAAGGGAUACACGCUGCAAUUCUCAGUUCCUCAGGGGACAACAGGAAACCUCACCUUGCCAUUUGUGACAAGUCCAAAGAAGCCUUCCAUCAAGAUUGAUGGACACGACAUCAAAAAGGGGUUGGUAUACGAAUAUGAAACCGCAACUAUCACAGUGACUGGAGGAGGAUCACACCAUGUAGUUGUUAGAUAG